UAGAUUUUGAUUUUAAAGUCUAUCAAGAUGGUUUUAAAAAUAAUUAUUUUGAUCAGUGUAGCAUUUGGUUAUGUUCAUUGUCAAGGUUGUCAAAUAAGAAUAUUUACAAAAUUACCAAAUGAAAACGGACCAAUAUAUUUAAAACGAGAUAUAAAUAAUCAACUUCAUUUUUUACUUCCAACUGAACGUGGAAUUAUUCUAAAUGCUGGCGAAGAAAUUGUUUUGGCAUGUACUGGAAAAAACAAUGGAUUUAAAUUAAGUCCACGAGAUAAUUUGCAAGCCGCUUACUGUUCUCGAGAUACAUAUUUUAAUAUUUUUGGACAAAAUUUACCUAUAGCCGACAUAAAAUGUUUAAAUCCAAUUAUGGGUGAAGUUCGUGACGUAAAUAAGCCUUGCGGUAAAAGUGGCGGCGUUAUUAAACAAAUUGGUUUUGGUGUGCAAAACUAUUGGUGGACUUUAAUUUCGACUUGUUAUGAUCCCAAUAAUGGUGAAGCGAUGUAUGCAAUUCAUACUUUAGUUGGAACAGCACAAAGAGAUACCGAAAAAUUAGGGGACCGACCAUACUUCUCCACAAAUGGUGCAGGACGAGCAACAAAUCCCAUUCGCGCUUAUAGACAACCAAAUCAAAUUGCAACAUUUGACAAAUUGUUAAAUUCAAAUGAUUUGGCUCAAAGAUAUAUUUAUCCCAAUUCAUUUUUAUCUAAGGGACAUUUAGCACCUGUUCGUGAUUUUCCAUACAAGAAUUGGCAAGCAGCCACAUUUCAUUUUAUAAACGUGGCUCCGGAAUGGUAUCAAGUAAAUUCCGGCAAUUGGAAUGAAUUGGAAAUGUUAACACGAUCUGUGGCUAAAAACUAUCGUGCAAACUUUUUAAUUAUUAGUGGAGUACAUGAUUUGCUUCAAUUACCAAAUAGAAACAAUCAAAAUGUAAAUAUUUACUUAGAAUCGGGGUCAAAAUUACCAGCCCCUAAAUAUCUAUGGAAAAUUGUAAUCCAUACACAAACUAAGGAUGGUAUUGUUUUUGUGGCAUUAAAUAAUCCAUUUACAAACAGUGCAAACGAGGAAUCAUUUUGUACGGAUGUAUGUGACAAAGCUGGUUUUGGAUCGAAUUUGUGGAAAAAUUCAACGGCCGGAUUAGUUAAUUGCUGUGAUGUUAAUGAGUUCAAAACGAUCGUGAAGUAUUUACCUAAUUUUGGGCAAGUAAAUGGUUUGCUAAGAAAACUAUGAAUGCAUUCGUAAUUUGAAAUAAUAAAAAAUAAAAAAAAUAAUAAAAAGAC
Messenger RNA from Chrysoperla carnea, 1274 nucleotides. RefSeq lists its product as uncharacterized. The record is from RefSeq and is a predicted model, not a curated record. Gene Ontology annotation, biological process: apoptotic DNA fragmentation. NCBI's taxonomy places the organism in Eukaryota, Metazoa, Arthropoda, Insecta, Neuroptera, Chrysopidae. Bases 28 to 1224 code for a protein of 398 amino acids. The transcript is spliced from 4 exons. Gene Ontology annotation, cellular component: mitochondrial inner membrane; nucleus. Gene Ontology annotation, molecular function: metal ion binding; RNA endonuclease activity; single-stranded DNA endonuclease activity.